GUUGUAACUUUGAGAAGAGGUACUCGCAGCCGAUGUCAUAGGUUACUUUGCUUUGGGCGCUGGCUUGGAUAGACAGUGACCAUGUCAUCGCAACAAGGACAGCCGGCCGUGAGCUUCAACGCUCUAAGACCUGCAACGUGGGGCAGCCUCAAGCUUUUACCACAGGCGUUGAAAAGCAAGCUUACCGGCACAAAGGGAGCUGAUGACAAUAGUCGAGUGCCCUUGGCAGGCAAGGAAAAUGCCUUCCAGUACCCUACGCCACCAGCAGCACCACCGAAAAUAGCCGAUAUAUCACACCUGCAAUCCAUUGGUCCCAGGCGCAACGUGAGCCAGCGGUACGCUCUUCAGCCGAACCUCAAUGUCAAUCGGCAGGCGGCACCCGCCGCUCAAGGAGCUUCGGGGCUCAGCGGGCUGCUGCUGCCCACAGGGCAAGGCUCCCAUCACCAUCAACUCAACCCCCAGCCUUCUCAGCAGCAGCGAUCCGCCACACCAACUAGUCCCACCACACGGGGUCGCGUGCCUCUUGGCUUCGCACAGGUUAACCCCAUCUUCUCAUCCUCACAGUCUAAUGUCUCAACGCGCUUGCCUACACCAGUGCGCAUCAACUCGGCCUCGCCCUCGUCAAGCAGCACAAACCCAGCCCCUGCCCUCCCAAGGCCGCCUACUCCUUCUCGCAUCCGGAUGGCCAAUACUCCAGGAUCCGCUGGCUCCUCGCCCAUCUUUGCCAACGCCAGCACAAGUGGCUUCACGCUCCCCGUCCCUCCCGCCCUCCUUCCCAGCAAGCCCCUGCCAUGGGUGCCGCCAGCCCUGGGUCAAAGCCAAAGCCAAAAUCAGCAGCAGCCAGCAGCCACCACAGCCCCGCCGCGGCCACCACCGGCGCCUGCCCAGGAGCGCUCCAUCCUGGCAUCCAUCCAGCUGCCGUCUCAGCAACAGCAACACCAGCACCAACGCGCCGCAGCGCCUGCGCCUUCCAUUCAGCACCAUGCACAGCCUGCAGCCACCGCAGCAGACGCCGCGUCCGCCGCCUCUCCAGUCGCCGCCAGCGUGCCCGCCAUCCAAGCCGCGCUGCAGCAGGCACUGCAGGCGGCCAUGGAGCGCAAGCCGGAGGUGUUCCAGGUGGACAACUUUGAGCGGCUGUUUGACAGCAUGAUGCACCCCGGCACCGCCAGCAAGCUGGACGGCCCCCUCCCGCAUGAGCUACCAGAGGACAUUCGCUACAGCGACAAAUGGCACUCGCACUGCCGCGACUGGAACAGCCAGAACAAGCCGGCGGUGCCGUACGUGGUUCCGGCUUCAAUAACGCAGGCGAAUGCUGUGGACACGGCUUCGGUGCCCGACCAGCAGCAGCAACCGGAGGUGCUGACGAUCCUGGAUACCGCCGGCACGGGCGCCAUUGCGUCCACAUCAGCUCCUCCCAACGCCGCCACUGCAGCUGCCGUUGCCACCGCAACCAGCCCUCAACAACAAGCCCUCCAGAUGUCACAAGAGGCUGUUGCCGCUACACCCAACGCCGCCGUGGCCACUGCAGUCUGCAGCAGCUGGCUGGAGUUUGCAGAGCCCGCAGCGACCGAGCCACUAGCAGAGGCCCCGUCACCUUCACCUCCUACAUCAGCAGACGCCCAGCCCACUGCAACCAUGCGCAAGGCUACUGGUCUGCGGGUCGUGGUCGACGGCCUCGACAUGGCAGCCCUUGUGCCCACCGCUGCCGAAGCCUCCAUCACGCCCACUCCGCCUCGCAGCAGCGCUCGGGCGCCGCCUAGCACCGCCACCAACACCCCCACGCCUGGUCCUAGGACGCCGGGCGGCGGCGCCUACUCCAUCGCCAGCACCGCGGCGACUACGCCGGCUGCUGCAGCGUCGCACACCGCAGCCAACACGCCCACCAGCGGAGGCGGCGGUGUUGGAGCCUGGCUGGCCUCGGCGGAUCCGUUUGGAGACUCGGCGUUCUCCGAGGCUGAAGGCAUGGUUGCGUCUGCAGCAGCGAGCUGCGCCUCGGUUCCCAACAGCGCUAGCGUUGCUGUGGCUGCCCCUGCUGCGGCUGCUUCUGCAACAACGGAACCUGAGACGGAUGUCCUGUUGUCCAUGCCGCCGCGGUCCGCGCUGUCUCGCAGCUCCGUGCAUGCAGAGCGCGACCGGGCGCCAUUGCUACAGCGGCCGCCAGUGGCGGCGCGUUCUUCGACUGCUAGCGUUCCCAGCGCAGUCGCCGCAGCUGCUCCAGUUGAGACUUGGUCUCCUAACUUCUCACCGAUAGCCCCUGUAGCGGCUCCGCGUCCGCAGCCGUCCGUGGCCGCGCCAUCCUCUGGCAGUGCUAUUCGGCCGCCCUCGCCGAUCACGCUGCUGCACACCAUUCCAAGAGACGCUCCGACGCCAAUCCCUGCCUUCUUCAGUAGCGGAACGGCAACUGCUAACGCAUCCGGCCCCGCGGGUCUGGCGGCUGCUGUGACCGCCAUUGCGGACCCAAGCAGCGCGCCUGUACGGGACCCAGCGGGCCCUUCAACAUCAACUGCACCGCCGGCUGCAGACCCUCUGAAGGAAAUCGUGGUGGGCAUUGAGAAGCUCUCCACAUUGAAGCAAAACAUCCUGGCGGAGGACAAGGAGGUGGACGUAGCCAGCAUCACGCAGAUGAUUCAACUCAAGAUGGCGGUGGAGCAGCUGUUGAAGCGCACCAACACCGCCGCGCAGGCCGUGGUGUCGGCGGUGGUACCCUCCUCCACCGCGUCCGGCCAGGCCGCCGCCACCGCAGCAGCCGCGGCGCCGACAGGUGAACAGCAGGUUGGCACCCCGAAGAAGAAGUCUGCCACCUUUGGCGCGUUCAUCAAAAACAUGUUUUCCCCCAAGUCCAAUUCUGCAAGCAAGGCACAAGCUGCCGCUGCUGCCACCGCAGCAGCUGCUGCCCCCAUGCCAAGCAUUGCCGCGCCCGCGCCUGGAUCGGCGUCAAAGCGGUUUUUCGGCGCCAAUGUUACCAGCCUCCUCAACUCCAGUGCAGCUGCUGCGCCAACGGCUGCCGUACCAGCAUCGCCUGUUGCGCAGCGUGCUAGCAGCGCGGCCGGCUUCCUCGGAGCUCGCCCGUCCUCAGCGUCAGCGCUGCCUCGGCGAGCGGCGUCCCCUAGCCCUGCGGAUAGAAGUCGGUACGCGACGUUGCAUCAGAAGGCCGCUGCGAGGCUAGCAGAGGCCGCCGCUGAGCCGGGAGGCGCACGGUCCAUCCUUGCCUCAGCUGGCGCCCCAGCGGCUGGUCCGCUCUACAACCAGCAGCACCAACAACCGCAGCAGCAGCCGCAGCGCGGGGACCUGUUGCGACGGUACGAGGAGAAAAUUGCCGUACACCGGCACCAGCUGGACGCCACCAAGUCGCAGCUGGACGAGGCGUUGCGCAAGCUGAAUGACAUGCAGACCGAGUUCGACGAGCUGCUGCUGUGCCUGGGAAUGGAAUCCGCCAAGAACCAAGCACUCUGCGAGGCCAUGCGCGCCGCUGGUCUAGAUCCAGAA
Molecule: messenger RNA, 3486 nt
Organism: Astrephomene gubernaculifera
Lineage: Eukaryota; Viridiplantae; Chlorophyta; Chlorophyceae; Chlamydomonadales; Astrephomenaceae
Source: the annotation of a GenBank genome assembly